Molecule: messenger RNA, 1837 nt
Organism: Hibiscus syriacus
Lineage: Eukaryota; Viridiplantae; Streptophyta; Magnoliopsida; Malvales; Malvaceae
Product: protein REVEILLE 7-like
Exons: 6
Coding region: 16-1431 (471 amino acids)
Molecular function (GO): DNA binding
Source: RefSeq, a predicted model, not a curated record
AAUCCGUUGCUCCCGAUGCCUACUGAGGAUCAAAUUGAAGGCAGAAUAUCGCCUAAUGCUCUUAAAUCCGGUAUAUGCUGUUCCGUUGGCAACCAACAGUCUGAAUCAUUGACCCAACUGCAGGUGCUUUACUCAUUUAAGCAUGACCAAACACCCAAGGUCCGGAAGCCCUAUUCUAUAACCAAGCAAAGGGAAAAAUGGACAGAGGAAGAGCAUCAAAAGUUUCUUGAAGCUUUAAGUUUGUAUGGUCGUGGCUGGCGCCAAAUAGAAGAGCAUGUAGGCACGAAAACUGCUGUUCAAAUUCGAAGUCAUGCUCAAAAGUUUUUCUCUAAGGUUGCUCGUGAAUCCAAUGAUGGCUUUGAGAGUUCCACUAAACCAAUUGAGAUACCACCUCCUCGUCCAAAAAGGAAGCCAAUGCGUCCAUAUCCACGUAAAUCUGUUGUUUUGCUCAAAGGAAUAUCUCCAUCAUCUCAACCAGAGAGGUCUCCAUCCCCCAAUCACUUUGUUUCAGAACAGGAUAACAAGUCGCCCUCAUCAGUUCUGUCUGCAUUUGUUUUCGAUGCAAUGGGGUCUUCUGCCUCGGAGCAACCAAAUAGAUGCUCUUCCCCAACAUCUUGUACUACUACUAAUAUACAGUCACUCAAUACAUCCCCUGUUGAAAAAGAAAAUGACUAUGUGACAUCUACAGAGAAAGAGAAUGAAUCUUUAUCAUCUGUUAAAGUUUCAGGACAUUCAACUGAGGAGAACAUUUUAUCUUUGAAAUCUAAUACAAAUUUCGAGGAACCUGUUUGUGCCAAAGGAAGUGCAGACACAGUAGAUGUGCCUUUCACUAGUAUUAAGCUUUUUGGGAAAACAGUUGAGGUGAAAUGUUCUGGUAAACCUUACACAUCUAAGAGCAGUGUAGAGGGAAAUGAUGUAGACAGUGAGAGACUUGUUCAGGCAUUACCAUCGACAUGUUUGGACUUGCAUCUGUCAAACGGGACAGUCAUCGAUAAUUGGAGAAUGGUACCUUCCAAAUCUAGUUUAUCCCCUUGUACUGAAAUCCACCCAGAUAAAAAAGACCAUGUAGAAUACACCGGUAAUGCUCCUGUGCCAUGGUUGGCUCUUUACCAAGGUCUACCCUUUUAUUACGUUACUUCAUUUAAUCAAACCCGUAAAGACUCUUGUGUCGAAGAGAGUACGAAAGAAAAGGAAACUCUGAAUGAAAGAUCUUCCACGGGUUCAAAUACUGGCUCGGUUAGUCAAACAGAAAAUAGGGAGAAGAAUUCAGAUUCUGUUGAUUCUCAGUGCCAAAAUCUUUCUCCAGAGGGAAAAAUGAACCCCCAAAAGAGUAGUAAGGGGUUUGUGCCAUACAAAAGAUGCUUAGGGGAAAGAGAUAUGUCCGUUCCCAAGGAGCAGGAGAGAGCGCAGAAAGCCCGAGUUUGGUCAUAGUUGCUAUGACAGCGCCUUUGUUAGUAAGGGGGUGACAAAUAAUCACUUCAGGUGCUGGUUUACAUAUUAUAGGUAAUUUUGACCUGUUUGUAAUAUACCAUUCUGUAUAUUAGCUACCUCCAGGUGGCACGUGGACACGGGGGAAGCAGACCGAUCAAUGGCAGUUUUAACAUCUGUGGUCCGGUGUGUUUAUAGCUCCAGAGUUGGAAUGGCCUUAGCAACAUGGGGGUCUGUUUGUGUGUGAAAGAAUCAUGUAUCCUAGAUUUUUCAUGUCAAGCAUCGAGUUGAAGAUAUAUAUGUACAUAUAUGUAUGUUCUGGAUGCCGACAUGUUUUACUGCAACGCCUGUAAUCUUAACUUCUCCCCUUGUUAAAUUGAACAGUUUGUUUACCCAUCUUCUACAUAAA